ACCAUCCAACCAAUGCCAGAGGUGGCUUUCUUUCCACAACCUACAUACGUGCCUCCGACCCUUGUUAUGCAAAACGUCCUGUUUCCCCAACUUCCAAUCUUUCCUUCAGUUCCCCCCAAGAUCUCAUCUCCAUCACUUAGUUGCAUAAGGAAUAAAAUGACAGCAACUUUGCCCUAUGCCCAAAUAGACUCUAUUAAAGUCAAAGAUACGAAGACAAAUACUUGGAUCUCCAUUGCUGCUGUUUCAUCAGCAUGUAAUUACAAAAUCAUCUCCAGAGGUGGUGCUGUUGUGCUCUCGUCUCCACUGCCUGCCUGCCAUACACAACAAAUGUCCUCCUCCAUGAUCUCUCUAUAUGUAAGGUUCUGGGAUUCCUCAUUGCUGCGAGCCAGGACCCUACAGCUUCAAUGUCGGUACCUUGGAGAUGUAGAGACGCAAUCUCCUGUUCUUUAUGGUACACCCAAACCUUUGUCCCAUUAUCCUGCUGGACCAACCCCUGAAGAAGUUCAGGUGUUUUGUUCUAGCCAACAUAUGAGUGUCAGAGUGCCACCUGGACCAACAUCUGGCCUCGCUGUAGAAGCACCCUCCAGUGGGAUUAAUACACAAACGAGAGCCGUGCCUCUUUUAGAAGCCCCAAGUCAUUGUGGGUACUCUUUGCAAAGAAACAGAGAAGGUGCCAUAAACAUCCAUCUGCCUUUUUCUUCCUGUCACAUGACUCAGCAGGAUGGGCAGCACAAAAUAAUAUUACAAUAUCAGACAUCGGAUGGACGCACGUUUGAGGCCUUGCUGUCGUGUCAAGCUUCGGUCAGUCAGGAGUGCAACGUUGCCAUUGACCAACAGCUGGUCUGUGGUUCUGGAGCUUUAUCUUCAACAGAGUGCUAUGACAAAGGUUGCUGUUUUUCGUUAGAUACCCAGCUCUGUUUUUAUCCCAUGGAUGAAUGCACAGUGGAUCGCCAUUUUGUUUUCUCGGUUCACUCCUCCCUCACAAAUCCGCCCUUUUCGCCAGCCACCCUCGUCACUGCUGGAAACAGCUCUUGCUCACCGCACAAAGUUACUGCUGACUUUGCCUUGUUCAAGAUACCUCUGGAUGAAUGUGGUGUCCACAGAUAUGAGGUGGGCAAAACCGUGAUCUACAUGGUAGAGAUCCUGAAUAGACUGCAGUCCGUCAGUUUAAAUUAUGGCACCAUUACCAGAGACUCACCUGUAAGGUUAUUGGUUGAGUGUCGGUAUUUUCCUGGCUCUGUGGUAAGUCUGGGAUACCUGGUGAAAAGUCCUUCCCUCGGACCUUCUAUCAAAGCUCAGGGGGUAUUCGGGGUUCAGCUCAGGAUUGCAAAAGACGAACACUACAACGACUUUUACCCACAAUACCACCAGCCCCUGCGUAUGCUGCUGGGGAAACCCCUUUACCUGGAAGUGCGUUUGCUAAAUCCUCCAGACCCCACUGCUAUGCUGUUGGUGCAUUACUGCAUUGCCUAUCCACGCUCUGCAAAAUCUGCAUGGAUCCUUAUCUAUGAUGGGUGCCCAAAUUCUCUUGACAAGGCUCCAACACACAAGCCACCUGCCACCCCUGCAGAAACUCUGAUCAAUCACGCUCGGCGAUUCACCAUCACUACUUUUCAGUUCCUGCAUGACCAAGACGUCUUACAAACAGAUGAGGAGAUUUAUUUUAUGUGUUCAACUGAGGUUUGCCUGCCCUCAGAUGGUCCAUGUAUUGAGGGCUGCUUUGAAGAUCCUGCUAAUGUGAAGUCUUGAGAGAAGACUAUUCAUUUCUGACACGCAGUGCACAGUGGCACUUCAGCAAAUACAAACAAUAAAACUGUAAAACACUGUCAUAUUUCAGUAAUACUUGAUCAUAAUGUCUCGUCUCACAGUAAUAACUGU
Messenger RNA from Paramisgurnus dabryanus, 1878 nucleotides. Its product is annotated as zona pellucida sperm-binding protein 4. Gene Ontology annotation, molecular function: structural constituent of egg coat; acrosin binding. NCBI's taxonomy places the organism in Eukaryota, Metazoa, Chordata, Actinopteri, Cypriniformes, Cobitidae. The record is from RefSeq and is a predicted model, not a curated record. Gene Ontology annotation, biological process: binding of sperm to zona pellucida; prevention of polyspermy. Gene Ontology annotation, cellular component: egg coat.